AUGGAAGAACCGACUUUUAUGCGUAUUGUCUUGCAUGUUUUUGGUCUUCGGGCUGAGAUUAUUUCCGCCGAGUUUGUACGCUUCAGUAUGCCCCGACCGAGGGGAAAAUGUCCCUACUUGACACCGCAAUUUAUUCGAGAGGGGGAGCAGGAGCAGCAGCGUUACAUCCCACCGAGCGUGGAUCAACUGCGGCUUGCACUAGUAAGCGAUGCGGAGGAAAUGGGUGAGUGGGGGACGACGGCACCACUUUUACUUGAGAAAACACGACCGUCUUUGAGUGGCAAUGAGAUGAGAAAUGGCAAUGACGUGAAUGACAACCUUCUCUACUUUACGGCAUCGGUACAGGUGCCGGCGUCAAGUGUGAAGGAGCACACUUUACGAUUUCGUCUGGUGAUUGUGGACGAACCGUUGUUGUCUGCGAUUGCUGCGAUGUCGACGACGGCAACUUCGUCUUCCGGUAUGGGUCUUUGCGUCGCGAAAGGCAUUAGGCCUGGUGCCGCCAUUGUUGCUGUGGAGAAUGCCUACUGGCAGCCAGAGACCGUGACACUUGUUCCUUCUGACAGCCAUGAUGGGAAGACCUGGCAUGCAUAUAUUGAUCUGCGGGAUCGUGUGGUGCAUUUUUCUCGCGCCUCAAAGCAGUUUCCAUUUCUCUCUCAGCUAUGUAAAGCCGACAAGACGAACUGUGCGCCCAAAGCGGGGCCGCUUCUUUCGUUGACAUUGUAUGCGAAUGACCCUCGUACACGGUUUGAACGAAAGGCGUGGUUGGAGAGCCUCCCACCACAACUUCGUGAUGCCAUGAUGUACCUGGAAAAUGAGCAUCGGCGUCAAUUAAAUGAAGACAACACGUCUGGUGGGGAACCACUUUCACCCUCGACGAGCUUUGAGGUGGAGGACAUUUAUCCUGUCCGUUGUGAUGGCAGCUGCUGGUGUGAGGGGCACUUACCGACUCCCGCUCCUAUGGAAAAACAGAACAAAUUUUUGAAGCAGGCAACAAAGCGACGUCAGAGGCGAAAGGAGCCCGAAAAUGGCAAUGAAGUGCUGCUGCAUAGCCCACACCGUCACAUACCAUGCAGAGAACCGAUGAAAUUGGAGAGUUCUCCGGUUGAAGCUGUCGCCGAUUAUGCGUCUAGGAACUGUUUACAAUGUAAACGGCAACUGUCUCAGUCGAGUGAAAACACAUCUUCUUUUCGUGAGGAUGCCAUCACUGCCGUGAUGCGUCGUGGCUGGUGUGUGGAGCCGCUUCAUAGCAGUGAUCCUGUACGUCCCUUCAGUCCGGGCGAUCCACAAUUCACAAUGCGUGUUUGGCAUUCCACGGUUAAUGUGGCGCCGUUAAAAGAACGUGGGCUGCAAAUAGAGGCAAUGAUGCCUAUACCUAUUUAUGAUAUGAACAGAAGGAAGGAUAGCAUGAUUUCAAACAAAGUGGCAUUUUCAUUAACUCCUACCGAUUCUUCUUCAACCAUCUUAUUUUCGGAAAGCCAUCAAUAUGACAACACGAAUGAUGGUGAGAGGGUCGAGUGGAGUGCCAGUCACAAUAGCAAUGAAACUAGUAACUUUACUCCUAGUGGCUAUUCGACGACAGUGGUCGGUGUGCGAUGGGUGAAGGGGGUUGCCGUACUGCAGCCUCCUUUAUUUAAACAUCAUACAAGUGGCACCCUUGCGAUUCCUCUUUGUUUUAUGGAAAUAACAGAAGCCGGUGGCUCUCCUGUGGCACACUGGCACACGAUUUACGUGCAGUAUCUUUUUGUCUUUCCAUUUCAUUAUCAACAACGUUGUACGCUUGAGGUUGUUCGUUCACUUUCUUCAUUGGGUCGUUUGGCGACAAAAAAACUUGUUGGCCAUCGUGGACUUGGAAAAACUUACACACGUAGUAUUCCUCUCGAGGCAUCGGAUGAAACCUCUUCUUCGUCAACGGCAACUAAGCGUAUGAAGCCAAAUCGACUUACCGUGAAACUUGCGGAGAAUAGUUUAGAGUCGAUCAAUGCGGCUCAUCGACGUGGCUGCGAUAUGGUGGAGUUUGACGUCAUGCUCACACGGGAUCGCAUCCCCGUCAUAUUUCACGACCCGCUUAUUCAACUGCAGGCAAGUAAGAAGAGGGGUGCCGGAACCCGUAAUGGCCGUGUGGAGCGAAAAGUAUCAAGCGGCCUCCCUCCCUUGGAUUUUGGCUGCAGUCCCGUAUUUAUGGAUAAUUUACCCUUAAACCCCCAAAUACAACUGUCGGCUCAUUCGCCUGCCUUUUUGGCGCCCGCUUCGCCUUCUUUUGCGACGUUUUCUGAACGAAGACCCUCGCAGUUGCUUCAGCUUUGCAUGCAUUCCCUCCCCAACUUUACCUCCGUGCCUAUUGCUUUGCAUCAAUUGACAAAGCGUCAAUUGGAUGUGGUGACAACAGAGACUUUUACACACAUGAAGGAUACAAACACCUUGCGUAAUUUGAUUUUACGACAUUGGAAUCAAAUUCUUCGUGUCUACCGCAAUCGUACACGACGAAAAUAUUUACAGAUACAUAAGAUUCGACCUCCAGAAGGGGAAGAUGAGUUUAGUGGUUGUUUGCCAAAUGAAUUAGAUGCCUCUUGCCAUGAGCACCAGAAGGAUGACGAAUACAAUAAAUUUCUUCAUCAUCGGCAACGGAUUUUGGCUCAGCAGGAGGAUGUCACGAAUCAUAUUUGUACACUGGAAGAUCUUUUUGAAGGUACCCCGGCGAGUCUACGUUUUGAUCUUGAGGUAAAGUUUCCCUUUCAACCCAUUGGGGAUAAAAAUUUAUUUUUUCAAAUUGAUGCCUUUGAGGUGAAUGCGUUUGUAGAUGACAUUCUGCGCGUUGUUUUUGCCUACGCGGAUCAGCGGCAAAGUGUUCAGGAUGAACGGGGUUGUGUGACAGACCGGCCCCGUGAUGUCAUUUUCAGUAGUUUUGAACCGGAUAUUUGUUUGGCGUUAAAGAUGAAACAAAGUCGUUUUGAUGUUGUGUUUUUGUGCGAUACGGAGAUGUCGGAGGACUUUAAGGAUUACCGUUGUUUUGGACUUGUAGAAGGGGCACUGCAAUUCUCUGUCUUUAUGCAUCUUUCCGGUGUUUCUAUCCUUGCUGCAUCGUUAUGUACAAAGGAACAGAUGAAAAUUCCUAGUACCCGUAGUGUUUCCCGUUUACCACGGCAGCCCACAUCUUUGGAGGUUGAGAUUCAGCAGGAAGACCGGCUUCAAAAAAACACAAUGGACAUUCGAAAUGGAAAUUAUGAUCCUUAUACAAAUACCCAUACCAUUGACGAUGUUCCCGAUGGCCGUAGCAGUCUUGUUCAACGUGAGGCAGAAUGGGCUUCGUUUGAUUGUUCACGUGGCAAAGCUAUUGCCGCAUAUGCGCAUGCGCAUAAACAACUUAUAUGGACAUGGGGUGAAAUGAAUAAUGAUGGACAAUUUACAUAUGUGCAGUCAAAGGUAUUUAAAAUUGAUGCCAUUAUCACCGACAAUGUACCAUUAUGGACUUCCUUACAGGAGGCAGACACACAUGACACCACAGUCUCCACAUGA
Messenger RNA from Trypanosoma cruzi, 3513 nucleotides. RefSeq lists its product as uncharacterized. Gene Ontology annotation, biological process: glycerophospholipid catabolic process. The record is from RefSeq and is a predicted model, not a curated record. Gene Ontology annotation, molecular function: phosphoric diester hydrolase activity. The transcript has a single exon. The coding region runs from base 1 to 3513 and encodes 1170 amino acids. Lineage: Eukaryota; Euglenozoa; Kinetoplastea; Trypanosomatida; Trypanosomatidae.